Molecule: messenger RNA, 705 nt
Organism: Bombus impatiens (common eastern bumble bee)
Lineage: Eukaryota; Metazoa; Arthropoda; Insecta; Hymenoptera; Apidae
Exons: 2
Coding region: 169-510 (113 amino acids)
Source: RefSeq, a predicted model, not a curated record
AUCAGACUUCAAAUCAAUUCUUAUAUAGUUAUACACAAAUGAUAAAUAUUUGAAAUUAAAACACAAAUGUUUAAACGCGAGCUCUUUUGUUCGUAGCUCUCUUCCAUCGCGUCUUCGCUUCGUUGCUCUCGCAAAAUCACGUUUCAAAGGAGCGACGGGUCCAUCAAAAUGGGGACAUAUGUUGGUCGACGGUCCAGAAGAAUGUCCCGAAUGGGCCCUUGUCACGGCGUGUUGCGGGAUUUACGGAGGGCGGAUGCGCUUCUCAAUAGCCGAUGUUUACCGGUCCCAAUGGAAAGGGAUUACUCCGUGCAUAUCCAUUGCACGGGGAAGAGUGUGCUCCGACGAACUCCCGCGGCGCCAAAGAGGGGAUGCUCGAAAGUCCGCGCUGCAGGGUGCAUGAGGCGUGAUCUUGUGCAGUUCUUGGGAUACCUUUUCCAUCGAGCUGCAAUUUCAACAUACAUAAUAAAAUUAGAGCAACCACUGAUUAUCUCAGAUGAAUUUUUCUUCUAAAAUAAUCCUGUCGUGGCGGAGGUUUUAAGAAUUCUGUCAUCGUUGCGGUAUAUAUUGAACGAUAUACAGGGAUUUUUAUUUAUACUCUGGGCUCAAUUUUUGAAUUAAAUUUACAAAGAUAGGGAGAAUGUUUACUUUUGUUAAUGUAGAUGGAAUUUAUAAUUGUCAAAAAAAAAUACAAAUAUUUAUUCGUUA